UCACGAUCUUACUGCCGCUCUCGUGAGCGAGGAGUGCAUUGAAGUGUAUUCUCAUUCCUUCUCGAAGUUCGAAACGGCCUCUUUUUUCGUUUCUCGGUUUCGCUUGGUCAUUCCGAUCAGGUGACGCUCGAUGGACGACUCUUGAGGUUAGAUUGUCUCAACACCGCAGACGAUCUUUACUUUCCUUCACGACUUCUUGGCUUUUCACUUUGUCGCAUUUCUCUCUCAUGGUCUCUCGAGAAGAAAAAUUCGCCAUUGCCGUCUGUAUUGCGAUCGAGUGCCAAUGACAUUCUACUAAAACUAAUUUGGAUUCAGUGGAAUUGUCAACUACCUGGAGAACUACUUCAAUCGUGUAGAGAUUCAAAAGGUGCAUACAUUCUAAGAAAACAUGCCUCUGUUUGGAAAGUCCCAAAAGAGUCCAGCAGAAGUUGUGAAGGCCCUCAAGGAGGCGGUAAAUGCAUUGGAACGUGGCGACAAGAAGGUAGAGAAGGCACAAGAAGACGUGAGCAAGAAUUUAGUGCACAUCAAAAACAUGUUAUACGGCACAGCUGAGACAGAGCCACAGGCAGACAUCGUGGUGGCACAGCUGGCGCAGGAAUUGUACAACAGCAAUCUACUACUUCUGCUUGUGCAAAAUUUAAGUCGCAUUGACUUCGAGGGAAAGAAGGAUGUUGCACAAGUCUUCAAUAACAUUUUGCGGAGACAAAUUGGAACUAGAUCACCCACUGUAGAAUACAUAUGUACCAAACCUGAAAUUCUUUUUACACUCAUGUCUGGUUACGAACACCAAGAUAUUGCACUCAAUUGUGGCACAAUGUUGCGAGAGUGCGCGAGAUAUGAAGCCCUGGCCAAGAUCAUGAUCUAUUCGGAUGACUUUUACAAUUUCUUCAGAUAUGUUGAAGUUUCUACGUUCGAUAUCGCAUCUGACGCUUUCUCUACGUUUAAAGAAUUACUUACGAGGCACAAAAUACUCAGCGCCGAAUUUUUAGAGAUACAUUACGAUAAAGUUUUUUCACACUAUCAGAGGUUACUCAAUUCAGAAAACUAUGUAACACGACGACAGAGUUUAAAACUGUUGGGCGAGUUAUUACUUGAUAGACACAAUUUUACAGUCAUGACACGAUAUAUAUCAAAUCCAGAUAAUUUAAAAUUGAUGAUGAAUAUGCUGAAAGAAAAGUCUCGCAAUAUACAGUUUGAAGCUUUUCACGUUUUCAAGGUAUUUGUGGCGAAUCCCAACAAACCCAAACCUAUUCUAGAUAUAUUACUCCGCAAUCAGGAGAAGCUGAUCGAAUUCCUGACGCGCUUCCACACGGAUCGUUCCGAGGACGAGCAGUUCAACGAUGAGAAGGCAUAUCUGAUUAAGCAGAUUAAAGAACUUAAGUCUGUACAUGAUAAUUAA
Molecule: messenger RNA, 1399 nt
Organism: Cyphomyrmex costatus
Lineage: Eukaryota; Metazoa; Arthropoda; Insecta; Hymenoptera; Formicidae
Gene: Mo25
Product: calcium binding protein Mo25
Exons: 9
Coding region: 389-1399 (336 amino acids)
Biological process (GO): intracellular signal transduction
Molecular function (GO): protein serine/threonine kinase activator activity
Source: RefSeq, a predicted model, not a curated record